CAUUUCCUUGAGCGCAGCAUACAAACAACCUGCUCAACAGCAUUUUUCAUCAGGCUGCAUGAAUGAGAUUGAGACCAUUCGAUAAAAUAUAAGAUUCUGGUUUAAAAUUACCAUGAUAUUUCUGUCUCUCCUACUUCUUCUCUGGGGUGUUCCCCUUUCAAAAGCUUCAGGCCGACUAAGAAGUUUCCAUUUGAUCAAUGAGCAACAAAUGAGUAUAAAUCAAGCACGAAAAAUUUGCAGAAGUAACUACACUGACCUUGUCACAAUCUAUGAUAAUGACGAGAAUUUGGAGUUAGUUAAUAUUCUCAAGAAUAGUAGUUUGAGUGAUGGUUGGAUUGGUGCCAGCAGCUGUAAAUGGUCAAAUGAUGAUCCGGUCACAUUCACCAACCUCAGCAGCAAUUUUACUGAAGAAAAUUGCUGUGGUGCCAUAAACACUAAUGGAGAAUGGGAGUGUUUCAAUUGUAGUUCAACAGAAAUCUACUUCAUGUGUUAUGAUCGAGUCACCAUUACAGAACACCAGACCACUAAUGGAUCCUGCAGUAACGGAUCCUGCAUUAAUGGAUCCUGCAGUAACGGAUCCUGCAUUAAUGGAUCCUGCUGUAACGGAUCCUGCAUUAAUGGAUCCUGCAGUAACGAAUCCUGCAUUAAUGGAUCCUGCAGUAACGGAUCCUGCAUUAAUGGAUCCUGCAGUAACGAAUCCUGCAUUAAUGGAUCCUGCAGUAACGGAUCCUGCAUUAAUGGAUCCUGCAGUAACGGAUCCUGCAGUAAUGAAUUCUUCAGUAAUGGAUCCUGCAUUAAUGGUUCCUGCAGUAACGGAUCCUGCAUUAAUGGAUCCUGCAUUAAUGGAUCCUGCAUUAAUGGAUCCAGCAGUAAUGAAUCCUUCAGUAAUGGAUCCCUCAAUUACAGGCAGCAAUCAUACAAAUACAGUUUAAUCCGUGAAAACAAAACCUGGCUUGACGCUUGGCUGUACUGCAGAAAGAAUCACAUUAAUUUAGUCACUAUCAGAAAUUAUGAGGAAAAUGAACGAGUGAAGGAAGCAGGAAAUGGGAGUAACUCUUUCUGGAUCGACCUCCAAUAUAAUACCACUGUUGAUUGGCUUGAUGGUGGACAUUCUAAUUACACACAGAUAAAUAAAUCUAAAGGAUGUUUUACAUUUCUCUCAAUGCAUGGAUUUUGGGUGAAAAGUAACGGGAAUGGCUGUUCUGCUCUUUGCUACAAAAGCUACAUUUAUGUGAGUUCUGUUAAAAAGUCCUGGGAGGAUGCUCUGAUUUACUGCAACAGACACUAUUCUGGACUCCUGCGCAUCGAGUCUGAGAGUGAUCAGAAAGAAAUACAGCGAGAGCUAAGAAGAAAGAAUAUCUCCGAGCCGGUGUGGGUGGGGCUUAGACAGAGUCGACUUUUCGGAUUCUGGAUGUGGUCCAAUGGGCUUCAUGUGGGACACUGGACCAACUGGAAAGUAGGAAGUCAAACAGAACAUCUGAUUUCCCAACACUGCGUUGCCACAGAAGAGGUGGACGGUGAAUACAAAUGGUCUGAUAAAGACUGUAGAUCAGAAUUUACUUUCUUAUGUGAGAUGAAGUAAUAUAUGCCUUUGUGUUCAACAGUAAUCAACUGUAUCUUCAUGUCUUGUAUAAUAAAGCUCUCAGUUAGUAGCUAGUAGCUGCUUGGUAAUGCUAUCCUUAGUGUUCCUGUUGCCUUUUUGAUUUUUAUGUGUAUCAUUUUGUAAACCUUUAUGUCUCAUACUAAAAAUGAAUAUUAAACGUCGUUCAUGAAUGCA
This is a messenger RNA of Ctenopharyngodon idella (grass carp), 1777 nucleotides long. RefSeq lists its product as uncharacterized. The coding region runs from base 113 to 1582 and encodes 489 amino acids. The transcript is spliced from 6 exons. NCBI's taxonomy places the organism in Eukaryota, Metazoa, Chordata, Actinopteri, Cypriniformes, Xenocyprididae. The record is from RefSeq and is a predicted model, not a curated record.